This is a messenger RNA of Fusarium graminearum PH-1, 3345 nucleotides long. RefSeq lists its product as uncharacterized. NCBI's taxonomy places the organism in Eukaryota, Fungi, Ascomycota, Sordariomycetes, Hypocreales, Nectriaceae. Gene Ontology annotation, cellular component: membrane. The record is from RefSeq and is a predicted model, not a curated record. Gene Ontology annotation, molecular function: ATP binding; ATP hydrolysis activity; copper ion binding. Bases 1 to 3345 code for a protein of 1114 amino acids. The transcript has a single exon. Gene Ontology annotation, biological process: copper ion homeostasis; monoatomic cation transport.
AUGUCGUCUCUAUCAACUGUUGUCACGACUUCCUUUCUUUUGGGCAACCUCCAUUGCCCAACUUGCGUUACCCUGAUCCGUUCCCUAUUACACGAUACAUUCGGCGACUGCGUACUAUGGGUUUCUCCUAAUCUCGUCACUUCUGUCGUCGCAAUCGAGCACAAAGAUAGUUCCUUUGCCUCUGUCGGCAGCAUGCAAACAGUUCUUCAGGACGCCGGCUUUGAUGUGUGCGGCGUCAACACCACUGCAAACUCUGCAAAUGAUCUUCACCGCAUCUCACAAAUCCAUGGGGGGAGCAGCCGCGAUGCAGAGCACUCCGAUGGUUGGCUGGAUUCAUUUUUCCAGUUUUGGCGCCCACAAGUUUCGCAGCUUGCUCUUGAGAAGGCUCGUGAGGCUCAUCUAGAAAACUGUGAGGCAUGCAAGCUCGAGAGACAUACGCAGCAGUCUUUCCCAUCAGAUGAUAAGCGACAGCUGGUGAGAACUUCUACUAGUGUAUAUGAUACUCCUGCGAGACGCGACUCUGCGCCUCAUCCUUUGCAAAAUGUGGUCAUAGAUACAGCACCUGCUCCGUCGUCUAGAGUGACACUCUCUAUUGGCGGCAUGACUUGUGCUGUUUGUGUCAACACAAUCACACAGGAGAUUGAAAAGUAUCCCUGGGUCACAAAGAUAGCUGUCAACCUCGUGUCUAACAGCGCGGCCAUCGAAUACACCGAUGGAGACCGGGCUCAAGAAAUCGCAGAUGCCAUCGAAGAUUUAGGAUACGAGGCUUCGAUCGAUCAGGUUGUCAACCCGCAGGAAGCCAAGCCAUCAGUUAAUGAGCGUGAGGUCGAGGUCCGCGUUGACGGGAUCUUCUGCUCGAGAUGCCCACCACGAAUCGUCACGACACUCAAGAGUCUUGCCCCAGAUCGACUCCAAGUUCUGCAAGAGCCAACCGUUCAAAACCCCAUUUUGAGAAUUCGAUAUGCCCCUAAUGCUUAUACUUUUACCAUCAGACAGAUUUUGCGCGCCAUCGAAGCAGCUGAUGAGUCUCUCAAAGCAUCCAUCUACCACCCCCCAACACUUGAAGAGCGAUCUCGAGCUAUCAGAGCCAAACAUCAAAGAGCACUGCUGUACCGCGAGAUCAUCACGCUCAUCUUCGCCGUACCUACUUUCAUUCUCGGAAUAGUGUACAUGAGCUUACUUCCCGAUUCGGAUCAUGGAAAGAUGUACCUCAUGAAACCUUGGGUCUCUGGACUGAGCCGCCUUGACAUUGCACUUUUCAUCCUCGCUACUCCAGUCUACUUCUUUGCUGCUGAUGUGUUUCACAUCCGUGCAAUCAAAGAAGUUCGAACAAUGUGGCGUUCGGGAAGCCGCAUGCCCGUCAUGCAACGUUUCUACCGAUUUGGUAGCAUGAAUAUGCUUGUUUCGUUGGGAACCAGCAUUGCCUACAUAUCCUCAGUGGCACAGAUGAUUUCCACGGCUGCAUCCAGCCGCAAUCAUCAUGGAUCCGGAGCCGAAAUGUACUUUGACUCUGUUGUCUUCUUGACACUGUUUCUACUCGCAGGCAGGCUCAUCGAGGCAUACAGCAAGUCAAAGACUGGUGAUGCGGUUGAGAUGCUAGGCAAGCUUCGGCCAACAACAGCCCUACUUCUAGAAAAGGAGCCUUCUGGGAACCAAAUAACUAGUACUGUUCCUGUCGACCAACUUGACUCUGGAGACCUUAUUCGCGUGCCUCACGGUGCGUCUCCAGCUGCUGACGGCAUUGUCGUUAGUGGAGAGACCAACUUUGAUGAGUCGAGUCUCACUGGCGAGUCACGCCCUAUCAAGAAAACAGAAGGAGAUACAGUCUUUGCUGGAACAAUCAAUAAAGGAGCAGCAGUCAUUAUACGUGUUACAGGUACCUCUGGGAAAUCAAUGCUCGAUCAAAUCGUUCAGGUCGUUCGAGAGGGUCAGACAAAACGAGCACCUAUCGAGCAAAUUGCGGACCUAUUGACUACAUAUUUCGUGCCAGUCAUCACUCUCAUUGCUGUUCUCACCUGGAUCAUCUGGAUGGUGGUUGGCUUUGCCGGAGGUGUCCCCGAUCACGAUGCAACCUCUUCUAGUGGCUCGGUUGUGUUUGCUCUCCAGUUUGCUAUUGCUGUUUUUGUUGUUGCAUGCCCUUGUGGUCUCGCCCUCGCAGCGCCCACAGCCAUCUUUGUCGGAGGCGGUAUCGCUGCUAAGCACGGUAUUCUUGCCAAGGGUGGUGGUGAGGCGUUUGAGAAGGCGAGCAACAUUGAUUGCGUUGUGUUUGAUAAGACGGGUACUCUCACUGAGGGAGGGGAGCCGCAGGUCACCGAUUCCGUCAUCUUUCCGGACACUCCAUCUGCAAAUGAUGAUGAGCGCCAGGCGCUUCUGUCUGCGCUCAAGGCCGUCGAGGAGAGCAGCAGCCAUCCUAUAGCCAAGGCGAUUGUUUCAUUCUGCGGUGAUGCUCCGGCUGGGGAAAUUACUAACAUUGAGGAAUUGGUCGGAAGAGGCAUGAAAGCCUCGUUUAGAGGUGUCGAUGGCCAAACCGACAUAAUCAUUGGCAACGAACUACUGAUGCGAGACUUUUCUGUCACUGUUUCGUCUCACAUCUGCUCACUUCUUGACACCUGGAAAUCCGAGGCCAAGUCUGUCGCUUUGGUCGCCACAAAGGAAUCAACGGCCGAAGCCUGGACACUGGCAGCGGCACUUUCCAUCUCAGAUCCCAUCCGCCGCGAAACUGCUCCCGUGAUCAAAGCCUUGAUCUUACGAGGUAUUCAAGUUUGGAUGCUGUCUGGUGACAACAUUACGACAGCCCGCGCGGUGGCGCAGCGCGUAGGCAUUCCCUCGUCUAAUGUCCUAGCAGAGGUUCUCCCUUCGGACAAGGCGGCCAAAAUCUCAUCGCUCCAAGCCUCCCUCCACGCAAGCGGGUCGACGUCCAAACGCGCAACUGUCGCCAUGGUCGGCGACGGAAUCAACGACUCCCCCGCGCUCACCACUGCCGAUGUGGGCAUCGCCAUAGGAACGGGAAGCGACGUGGCCAUCAGUAGCGCAGCCUUUGUCCUCGCAACAUCGCAGUUGACAGCUGUCGUCACACUUUUGGAUCUCAGCCGCGCCGUGUUUCGUCGCAUUCGGGUCAACUUUGCUUGGGCCCUUGUGUACAAUAUGCUGGCCGUGCCCGUUGCGGCUGGGUGUUUCUAUCCCAUGGUAACUUCCGGCGGGGAACAUGUCAAGCUGGACCCCGUAUGGGCAGCUCUUGCGAUGGCUCUGUCAAGUAUCAGUGUGGUAUUGAGCAGUCUGAGCCUACGGUGUCGGGUUCCUAUUGUCGGGUUUCGGCACCGCAGUAUUGAAGUCGACGAGGAGUAA